CAAUGGUGAUAAGGAUAACUCAAGGAAAUAAAUAGUAGAAAUGCAAUUGAGUGACCAUUUUAAUCAAAAUCUAAUUCAUUUCCCUCAAUUCUCCUUUCACUCUUUCACUUUUCCCCUUGUCUACAAGAUUAUGUAGUUAAUUAUUACUUAGUAGAUGUAUAAGAGUUAGAAGAUGAUAAUUUGAAAAAUAUUAUACUCUAUAUUAUGUAUUAAUGAAUGUUUUAGGAUCAUAUACUUUGAACCGUAUUAAGAAAAUGAUCGUGUUUUGUUGACUUCAUGAUAUAAUAGGUUCGUUUAGAGUAAUAAUUAAAACUUUUUCUUGUAAAUUUUAGGUAUAAUAAUGUUGGAUGUAUGGGUAUUACCCAUGGGUAUCCGAUGUUAGAGAGUGGUAUAAGAUCCACGAUUGAAUCUCUCCCAACAACUCGAGUUAUUGGGAGCAACUGGUUCUUGACAUGGUAUCAGAGCCUAGAACCAAAAGGUCAUGUGUUCGAAUCUCCACGACCCACAAUAUUAACCGUUGUCUUUCAAGCACAUGGUAUGGUGGGCCUGUGCAAACUUCAAGCCCAUGGGUUGGCUUUCGUUUUGAGGGGGCGUGUUAGAGAGUGGUAUAAGAUCCACGAUUGAAUCUCUCCCAACAACUCGAGUUAUUGGGAGCAACUGGUUCUUGACAUCCGAAACCCACGGGUAUGGGGAUGGGUUUGCAAAACAUUCCCCCGCAUGGGUAUGGGGCGGGUAUGGGUUUGGAUAUUUGAAGAUGGGGAUGGGGAUGGUUUAGACAAACCCGCCCCAAACCCGCCCCAUUGCCAUCCCUAUUCACAAUAGACAUCUCGAGACCCCACCCAAUGGGUCAAUUUUGAUCCAAAAACCGCCCAGGUGUAUCCGGUUGGGUCCUUUUAGAGAGCAACAAAGCUGAGAAUUCAGUCUUUCACCCAAAAAAAAAAAAGUUUGAGAAGAGUCGAUGGGAGUCGCAAGGGAAUGUAUUGCACGGAAAUGCAAUUAGGAUUAGGGAUUAGACGGAUGACAACUUCCGUUUCAGUUCGCAAUCGCCGCCGAACCUCCCUCCCUCUCUUCGCCGGGACUCUCCGGCCGUCGCUUGAAACUGCCCCGACAUUGAAAAUCUCCGGGGGAAAAGGUCGCAACUUUCCAUGUGGGUAUCACCGGGUAAGCUCAAUUUCUGUUCUAAUUGCGUCAAACAAGUCAUUCCGACACGAUUCUACUACUCUGCUCCCGCGCUUUCCCUACCUAGAAGCCCGACCUGGUCAAACCCGGCUUCGGCCGAUCCAACUCGUCAGCUAGCUGAUGAUGUCGUCGGUAAUUACAUGGGUCGUCAACUGCAUGAAAUCAGGAAGGAACUGGUAAAAAUGAGUGAUUAUUGUUCCAAUGCUUAUUCGAUUUCAAAAGCUUGGGAUGCAUUGGUUAAACUUCACACGGGGCUUGAAAUGUUCGACGAGGCAAUCGAUGUUCUUUGCCAAGCUAAGCAGUUGGGGAUAACACCGAGCAUUAGGGCAUGCAAUUUCCUCAUGAACCGUUUGGUUGCUUCUGGGAAGGAUGAUUGUGCGGUGGCCAUCUAUAAGGAAUUGGACUCCAUUGGUCUCGAUCCUAAUGAUUACACUUACUGCACUGCAGUGAAGGCAUUCUGUAGACAAGGUCGCUUCGGCGAUGCGCUGGAUGUUUUCCAGAUCAUGAGGAGAAGUGGGGUGACUCCGAAUGCUUUCACCUGCUCGACUUAUAUCCAAGAGCUUUGUAAAUGUAAGCUCUCUGAUUAUGGGUAUCAAGCGCUUCAAGCGUUUAUAAAAGAUGAGUGUCCCGUAGAUGGGUUUGCUUAUACGGUUUUGAUUCGAGGGUAUUGUGAUGAGUUGAGACUAGAACAGGCUGAGAAGGUCAUGGAAGAGAUGAAAAGCCGGGGCUUUGUCCCUGAUGUGUAUGCUUAUGGUGCUUUGAUUCAUGGGUUAUACAAAGGUGGGAAGUUGCACGAUGCUGUGGUUCUUCACAACGAGAUGCUGUCGAAAGGUGUGAGAACGAACUGUGUAGUUGUCAGCUAUAUUCUUCAUGGCUUAUAUCAAGCAGGCAAGGGUUCUGAGCUGCAGAGUUUUUUCGGGACAUGUAAGAAGAUGGGUGUUCACCUUGAUAAGCCUUGCUACAAUAUACUGAUCGAGGCAUUUUCCAAGUUAGGGGAAGUGGAAGAUGCUGAUAAUUUGCUGACUGAGAUGAAAGAUAACCGUAUGGCUCCUGAUCUCAUUAACUAUACAACUGUCAUUGGAGGGUAUGGCGACAAGACUCGAUUUGAAAAGGCUCGAAUGUUAAUCGAAGAAAUGAAGGAAAAUGGGAUUCACCCUGAUAUCAUCUUUUAUAAUAUACGUGCUUCGAGUUUGUCUAGAUUGGGUCUUACAGAAAGAGUGAGAGAGCUGUUCGAUGAGAUGAAGGACCAUGAUAUACAACCUAACAUUGACACAUACAGUGUCAUCUUUGAAGGGCUAUGCAUUGGAGGCAACUUAAAAGAUGCUGAAGCAGUUUUUAACGACGUGAAAGGCAAGAGCUUGUACAUCUAUGACGCCAUGAUUAAUGGUUACUGCACAGCACAAAGGUUGGAGAAGGCGUUUGAACUGUUCCUUUUUUUGUGUGGUAAAGGGUAUAUACUGGAGAAACGAUCUUGUUUGAAACUGCUUUCGAGUUUGGAAUUUGAUCACGAUAAAUGUAUUCACCUGGUCAGGAAGAUGGUAGAUCUGGGGGCGGGUUAUUCUAACUUUCUCUGUAGCAAUGCUAUAGGCAUGCUUUCUUGUGCUGGAGAAAUGGAUAAGGCUCAAUAUGUUUUUAAUCUCUUUAGCAGAGAGCUAAUACCUGAUGUGGUUAUGUACACAAAGAUGAUAGAUGGCUACUGCAAGCUCAAUCGCUUGAGAGAAGCCUGUGAUCUGUUUGUUGAUAUGAAUGAGAAAGGGGUUAAACCAGAUAUCACCACUUGGACAGUAUUGCUUGAUGCCAAAAUAUGGCCCAAGAGGGGGAGGACUAUGGAAAUCAACACCAUCAAAACUGUAAUAGACCCUUGGAAAUGUUUGAGUGAACUAAAGGGAAUGGGUUUAGAGCCUGAUGCUGUUACUUAUAAUGUUUUGAUAGACGAGCUUCAGAAGGAAAACAAUUUCCACAGUGCUGUCCAGCUUUUCCACGAGAUGAUUGGUCGAGGGCUACUACCAGACACAGUGACAUACACGUCUCUUAUACGUGGAUGCUUUAGUGUUGGAGACGUAGAAGGGGCCGAGGCUCUUCGUGACAGAAUGUUGGAUGAUGGAUUAUGGCCUGACGACGUAUUCAAGCACGAGUGGAAUCUUGGUGUUUUGAAACACAUGAAGAGAAGUAUGUACAGUGAAUAGUUUGCUUCAAGAUAGUGCCCAUGCAUGUGGCGGUACACACCAUCCGACUAAUAUGCUCGUGUUGCACGAUCGAAAGAGGUGCAUAUUGAAUUAUUCCUCAACUGAUCAACUCAUUUCUUUGCAUCUUCUGCUGUAGCAUUAAGUAGAGCAGCAAACUGAUGAUGAAGAUUAUUAAGCAAAUUGGUGCGUUGAUUAAAAGAAAAGGAAGGAAAACUUUAAGUUCAGAUGAUUGACUGUGAAUCUUUCCUUGAUGAAGAUUCUUUUCCCCACUGUUGAUGUCCCUUUGCUUGUUCUAAUGCGUCUGCAGAUCGUUUGGAUGAUCAGAGGCCCGAACCAGAUGAAUGUGCUUCCAUUGUUCCUCCUUUCAGAAUAGGAUCUCGUCACAUAUCUGACGAUGCCUCAGAAUAUGGUCUUCAGGUAAUAACUGGCUUUCAGUUCAGACUUCAGACAGAGAACAUGUUAUGCCGUCGUAGCUUUGCAACUUUGCAACUGCACAUAUACCAGUUUGUACAGGUAAGGAGAAGUUCGAGAGGUUUUAUACAAUCAUACUAUGUAUAUCGUUUAGUUGAGUAAGGCUCCUCCUUUUGUUGUUAAUUUAGCUCGAUUUCGCAUCAGUUAGACGAUCAACAU
Molecule: messenger RNA, 3995 nt
Organism: Linum trigynum
Lineage: Eukaryota; Viridiplantae; Streptophyta; Magnoliopsida; Malpighiales; Linaceae
Source: the annotation of a GenBank genome assembly